This is a messenger RNA of Chondrus crispus (carragheen), 294 nucleotides long. RefSeq lists its product as hypothetical. Lineage: Eukaryota; Rhodophyta; Florideophyceae; Gigartinales; Gigartinaceae. The coding region runs from base 1 to 294 and encodes 97 amino acids. The transcript has a single exon. The record is from RefSeq and is a predicted model, not a curated record.
AUGAUAUUGCUCGAGGCGAUUCGAUAUCUAAAUUUUGCCAAGACCGCAGACAGUUUUGAAUCAAAGGUUCAAUUGUAUGCUGUCUUCGAGUCCUUCUGGGGCAGGAGAAGGCAACCGUUUGUGGGAAGCAAUCGAUUCAUGCGUAUAAAGGGGUGCGUGGUGAGCCAGGAAGGACGUUCUUCUGGAAGUCGGUUACAUUCAGAAGAAAUAUAUUGUCCGUACGGCUCUUUAGGUGCGCUGCCAAUCCUUUGUCUUUCCUCCUUGAACCCUUUUUCAUGUGACAUCUCGGAUUGA